UCUUGCUCAUUUAAUAUUUCAUCUUAAUUGUUUCCAUUUAGAUCAAUGUGCUUUACAAUUUAUUUAUUGACUUUUUAUUUAAUUUUAAUUAACAAUUGAACAUAAUUCACUUUUCUCGUGAGACUAAUUAAUCAGUGAAAUAAUUAUUUAAAUUGACAGAGAGAAACAAAGAAAAAGUAAUCAGAAAAGUCUUUACCAUUUUCUUGGUUUGGUGAUUUAUCUUUACAUUUAAUUUCCAACAAUUAACCAUCACAAUUAAACAUGGUGAAAGCAACAAUGUGCUCCCGACCAAAUCAACAAGGCUGUGGACUAUUUUAUUAUAAAUUUGCAAGUAUAAACGGAAUAAUGAAUUUCAUCAAAUCAGCUGUUUUUGUCUACGACACAGUGACCCUACCUGGGUACUAUUUGGCAGGUAAACCCUGGGCAUCGAAGUCCAUUACCUUUGGACGGAAAAAUAAUACCAAAGUGCUGGUCACUCCAAGUAUAAAUCCGGAAACUGGACUACCCGAGUUGACCAUUGUCCGAGUGGGUGAUCAGCCAACUUCUCACCUUGAUUCGCAUGAAACUGUUGAUUCGGCGAUGGCUGAAGUUUUCAAUCGAUUCUCAUCUAAACCAUGUUUGGGAUAUCGUGAGGUUUUGUAUGAAGAGGAAAUCAUUUCGCCCGAAUCCGGUAAACGGCUUAAAAAGAAGGUGUUAGCACCCGCUUACAAUUGGCACACAUUUGCUCAGAUCGAUAAAUUGGUCGACGAUUGUUCAAGAGGUUUAUUGUCACUUGAUUUGGUCAAAUCAGGUGACCGAGUGGUCAUUUUUGCAGAAACUCGAAUGGAAUGGCUAAUCACUUUUCAUGCUUUAUUACGUCUAAACUGUCCAGUGGUCACUCUGUAUGCUAAUCUUGGUUCCGAUGGGAUUGUUCAUACUCUUAAUCAAUCAGAGGCAACGAUUGCUAUUGUUUCACCUGAAGUAUUACCCAAACUGACCCAAUUACGAGGUGAACUUAAACAUCUCAAGAAUUUAAUUCUCUUAGAAAGUAAAGGUUGUCUCCCAAUGGACACAACUGAGCUCGAAUCUUUGUACAAUGUUAUUCAAUGGUCACGACUUUUGUCGACCGGUGGAUCUGCAUCACCACACUUGAAACCUUCCUCUCGACCAACCGCUGAUUCAACUGCUCUUAUCAUGUACACCUCUGGUUCAACUGGAGUCCCAAAAGGAGUUGUCAUUAGUCAUAAAAAUUUUCUGGCCGCAGUUCGCGCCAUGAAUACCAUUUUGUCCCAAUAUCAAGCGAAAGACGGUAAUUACAUUGGUUAUCUACCUUUGGCUCAUAUUUACGAAUGUGUCGUUGAACAUUGUAUGAUGAUGAUGGGCCAUCCCAUUGGCUACUCAUCUCCUUUAACUUUGACCAACAAUUCACCAGGAAUUAAGCCUGGAGUCGAAGGCGAUUUAACGGUCCUCCAACCUCGAUUACUUUGUGGUGUACCUUUGGUACUUGAUCGUAUCCGUAAAGAGGUAACCAAAAUGGUCGAGGCUAAAGGCGGUAUUGCCGCUAAACUGUUUCACUUUGGUUUAGAUUAUAAAAAUUAUUGGAUGUCAAAAGGAUUCCAAACACCAUUAAUGGAUCGACUAGUUUUUUCUCGAACUCUUUCCGCUCUCGGAGGUAAAUUGGUUGCCAUCGUUUCCGGUGGAGCUCCUCUCUCAGUAGAAACCCAGUACUUUGCACGUGCGUGUUUCUCAUGUCAUUUAAUCGUUGGCUAUUCAGCCACGGAAGUUUGUGCGGCAAGUACCUGUAUGGAUCUUGGAGACAUGAGCCUUGGUAAUGUGGGUUACCCGUUAUUCAAUGUUAAAAUCCGUUUAAUCGCUUGGGAAGAGGGAGGAUAUCGACCAGAUGAUAAGCCUAAUCCACGUGGGGAAAUCCUUAUCGGUGGUGAUACAGUGGCCAUGGGCUAUUAUAAGAACCAAGAGGAAUCCGAUGCCGCUUUCAAAUUUGAAAAUGGCCUCAGAUGGUUUUAUACUGGAGACAUUGGUGAAGUUUUGACCGAUGGACGAAUCAAAAUUAUCGAUCGACGAAAAGAUUUAGUCAAAUUACAAUUCGGUGAAUACAUUUCUCUUGGAAAGGUUGAAGCUGGACUAAUGGGCUGUCCACUGGUCGAUUCGAUUUGCGUCUAUGGUGACAGUUUACAUAAUUAUACGAUCGCUUUAAUUGUUCCCAAUUCACAUUCACUCAAACUCUUGGCUGGAAGAUUGUCAGCUGACUUAAGCGAUGAAACAAUUAAUGAUCUUUGUGAUAAUCCAAAAGUUAAUCAACAAUUUGUCAAUGAAUUGACAGAAUUUUCAACACGAAUCGGAUUCAACAAGUACGAAAUUCCCAGAAAGGUCAAACUGUGUAAAGAAGAGUGGACACCCGAUUCGGGUCUGGUCACUGCAGCGAUGAAAAUUCGUCGAACUGAAUUGAAAAAAUUUUAUUCUCAUGAUAUUGAAUUAAUGUAUUGUGAUGAUGAGAUUGAUUUGAAUGCAAAUAUGAGGAAAAUUUGAUUGAUUACCUUUCCUAAUUAAAUGUCUCUUUUUUUCUUCAAUUGUAAAUGUAAUAUUUCAAUAAUAACGUUUUGUGAUUUCCUCUCAA
Molecule: messenger RNA, 2614 nt
Organism: Panonychus citri (citrus red mite)
Lineage: Eukaryota; Metazoa; Arthropoda; Arachnida; Trombidiformes; Tetranychidae
Product: long-chain-fatty-acid--CoA ligase 4-like
Exons: 3
Coding region: 262-2526 (754 amino acids)
Biological process (GO): neuron differentiation; long-chain fatty-acyl-CoA metabolic process; long-chain fatty acid metabolic process
Cellular component (GO): lipid droplet; endoplasmic reticulum; plasma membrane
Molecular function (GO): palmitoyl-CoA ligase activity
Source: RefSeq, a predicted model, not a curated record